Messenger RNA from Linum trigynum, 8092 nucleotides. NCBI's taxonomy places the organism in Eukaryota, Viridiplantae, Streptophyta, Magnoliopsida, Malpighiales, Linaceae. The record is from the annotation of a GenBank genome assembly.
AUUCGGCCUUAGGGUACUCUCCACCAACGAUGAUGUUUACUAAUCGCCAAUUUGGGCGAAAUUUUGGACGAAUUUAUCCGGAAGACAUUUUCCUAAUUUUUGGACGAUUUUUUCAAAUGGCCAUUUUCCUUAGAUUUUGAAGGCUUCAGAUCUAAGGGUUGUAAAUUAAAGGCAUUUAAUUUUCAAUAUAUUUCGAGAAACUUUUUUCCUACCUCCCAUUACCAACUACAUACCAUAUGGUAACUUCUUCGUUUUUAAGUCGAUUUUUAAAACGUUUGCUCAGAAGAAACGAGUUCAACAUGAUCUAUUGGAUCUACAAAUUUCUGCGGGUACUCUUUAGCGAUGAUUAAGUCUAUUUAACACCGAUUUGGGCGGAAUUUUUGCGGGGCCAUUUUUGGCAGAUUCCAAAGGGAUACCAUCACCAAUUUUGGGCGAUUUUUUUGAACGACCAUUUUUCUUGGAUUUUGAAGGCCACAGGUCACAAAUUCGACCUUUAGGUACUCUCCAUCAACGAUGAAGUCCACUAAUCCCCGUUUGGGCUGAAUUUUUGUCGAAUUUUUCCAGAAGAAAUUAUUGUAAAUCCUUACACGCUUCUUAAUCUUGCAGAAUUUUUGGGCGAAUUUUUGGAAAGGUUUUUUUUUAGAUUUUGAAGGCUUCUUAUCACGAAUUCAGUCUGAGACUAUUAUUUAGAGAUGAUUAAGUCUAUCAAACACUGAUCGGGAGGAAUAAAUCUGGGCCAUUUUUUAAAUCUUCCAAAGGGGUACGUAGUACGUACCAUCACAAAUUUCAUAUGAUUUUUGGAAAAUGCAAUUUCCUUAUAUUUUUUACGGAUACGGGUCACAAAUUCAGUCUUAGGGUACUCUCCACCAACGAUGAAGUCUACUAAUUGCCGAUUUUGGGUCGAAUUUUUCUGGAUGGUAUUUUCGUUUGAGUGAUUUUUUCGAAUGCCAUAAUUCUUAGAUUUUGAAGGCUUCGGAUCACAGAUUAAGCCUGAAACUAUUCUUUACUGAUAAUUAAGUCUAUUAAACAUCGAUUCGGGCGUAAAAUUACUGGGCCAUUUUUGGCAGAUUCUAAAGUGGUAUCAUCACAGAUUUCAAGCGAUCUUUUGGGAAGACCAUUUUCCAUGGAUUUUGAACGCCACGGGUUAUAACUUCGUCCCUAGGGUAAUCUCCACCAACGAUGAAGUCUACUAAUCACCGAUUUGCGUGGUAUUUUGGUCGAAUUUUUUCUAAGUGCAUUUCAUAAGUUAUGUGCGAUUUUUUCGAAAGGCCAUUUUCCUUUGAUUUUGAAGGCUUCAGAUCACGGAUUCAGUCUGAGACUAUUCUUGAGCGAUAAUUAAAUGUAUUAAAAACCGAUUCGGGUAGAAUAUUUUCGGGGACAUUUUAGGCAGAUUCUAAAGGGGUACCAUCACAUAUUUAAGACAAUUUAUUGGAAAUGCCUUUUUCCAUGGAUUUUGAAGCCCACGGGUCACAGAUUCUCCCUUAGGGUACUCUCUACAAAUGAUGAAGUCUACUAAUCGGUGAUUUGGGCGAAAUUUUAGUCAAAAUUUUUCCAGAGGACUUUUUGUAAUUUUUGGGCGAUUUCUUCGAAAGGCCAUUUUCCUUAGAUUUUGGUGGCUUCAGAUCAUGGAUUCAGCCUGAGGCUAUUAUUUACUAAUGAUUAAAUCUAUUAAACACCGAUUCUGCGGAAUAUUUCGGCGGUCAUUUUUGGCAAAUUUCAAAGGGGUACCAUCAUAGAUUUCGAGCGGUCAUUUUUCAUGGAUUUUGAAGGCCACGGGUCAUAGUUUCGGCUUUAGGUUAUUCUCCACCAACGAUGAAGUCUACUUAUUGCCGAAUUGGGUCGAAUUUUGGUCGAAUUUUUUUGGAUGUCAUUUUCAUUUGACUGAUUUUUACGAAAUGUCAUUUUCCUUAAAUUUUGAAGGCUUCAAUCACGGAUUCAUCCUGAAGCUAUUCAAAUAACGAUGAUUAAGUCUAUUGAUAGGGCAAAAGCGUAUAUGUCAAAUUCCUAUCUUGUAGUAAACCGGAAAGUCCGGGUAUCGUCUCUCAGGGACUGUUACAACCUUAAGAUCUCUCAAUUUUAUAGAGCAAACUAUAGGUGAAAAUAGUUUAAUGAGACUAAUUAUCUAAAAGCAAAAUUAACUAAUUAAGCAAAGUAAAUUGGUCGGGAGAAAUUCAAUGGAGAAAGCUCUGGGAGAAACACCGGGAUUCACUACCUAUCCUAUCCAGAUUAAUUCACAUAUUCUAAUCAAAUUAAUCCAUACCUCUACAGCCAGGAUAUCACGAAUGUGCUAGCUAUCCCUAUCGGGAAUUACUACGUACUAAAUAAUUAAAUCAAAUCCUACUGUCGUAGCUCAAAGACUUAAUUAUUUAGCCUGAAGAUCGAUAUCCUAUUUAAGACCGCAUAACACCUUAUUUAAUCCACUGUCGCUUCGAUAAGUUACUAUGUCACAUGAAAUAGGUUCAGUUAAUGGGGUUUCACUGUCGCUAAUAACCUAAUUAACUACAAAUCGUUGUAUUGGUGGCCAGUCAACACAAAGCAUUAAGUAAUUUCAUGCAAUAGAGAUUGGAAGAAAAGAAAUACGAAUCAAUCCAUCAAAUCAAGAAAUUGCUACAUCCUAUGGUGUUUCCCCCAGAUAUCGAGGUUUAGUUCAUGAUGAAAUUGAGAUAAAACAAUAGGGUUUUGUUCAUCAUGUUCUAAAUCAACAAUAAACAACUAAUUCGAUUCAGAAAAUCCAACCAAAAUAAUCCCUCUCGUGGCGGGUCCUUCGGGUGUCAUAUUUUGGCCGAGUUUACUGUACUUCCGGCCCUUAUGUUACGCGACCGUAAUCUUUUUUUAUGUUCCACCGCAGUUACGCCAGAAAGAAAAGGUUCCACACGAGCUCUCGUUCUGCGGCGUGAUGGCAGGACCGAUAGGAGAUUGGCUCCGGGUGUAGAUAGGGUAAAAUCUGCAGAGGUUAUGAAAAUACAUAGGCCCCUUCCCUUCUUGAGAUGGUUUAGAAGGCGCUUUCCGAUCUACGGUCCCUCGGAGCGAAGGGUUAGGCAGGUAGUAUGGGCCCUCUGACUUCCAGCUAUGUGUUGUGCGGCUCCCGCGAAGCGAAUGAAGGGAAGCUCUUCGAGCUUUCUCCGCCAGCAGCUUAUGUAGUGGGCGGCCUGUUGAACUCAGCUCAAGCAGCCUUGAAAAUCUCGAUCGCCGAUCCCCGAACGAAGCUAUCCUCUCGCCCCAAGCUUUGUGGGCUGCGCCUGCUUUUUCCUUCUUUUUCCCCAAGACUUCCCUUUCUUUCAAUCGAAUUCCGCCCCCAAGAUGCCAAGCUUCUCCCCUGUUCCGCCGCCAAAUGAAAAAUCCGUCCAAAAAACAAUCCUCCUCCAAAUAUGUCCCCGUCCAAAAUAUAUAUUAGUCCCUCGUCCCCCCUUUUGAUUUGGUCAAUCCCUCCACCGUCUCUUUAAUUCCCCAACAAUUAAAAGUCACCCGGCCCACUUCUUCCCCGCUCCUGGACGAAUCAUUUUUAUUUUUCGGGCCCAAUUAUGUGUCCUCUUUAAUUCCAGGAGACUUCCUAGCCCAGCUCCUCUUUUUUCCAAAUUACGUCCCAAGCCCAAAACAAUCACCAGUCCGCCAUCAAUCUCCCUCGAGCUGCUCCUUUCAGGCCCACGUGAGUAUCAAACUCAUGGCACUAAACAGUAAUGGUUUUUCAACCAUUUCCGGGUUAGCGAGCCCUAAAAUGGCACCAAUUGGCUUCAUGAGAUAGUCAAAUAAAGUUCAAGAAUAUUUCCGGGGCCAUUUUUGUCAAAUUCAAAAGGGGUACUAUCACAGAUUUCGGGCGAUUUUUGGAAAGUGCUUUUUCCAUGGAUUUUGGAGACCAUGGGUCACAGAUUCGUCCUUAGGGUACUCUCCACUAAUGAUGAAGUCUACUAAUGGCCGACUUGGACGAAUUUUUGGUCGAAUUUUUUGGGAUGACAUUUUUCGUAAUUUUUGGGCGAUUUUUUCGAAAUACCAUUUUCCUUAGAUUUUGAAUUCUUCAUAUCACGGAUUUAGUCAGAGGCUAUUUUUGAGCGAUAAUUAAAUCUAUUAAACACUGAUUCGGGUUGAAUAUUUUUGGGGCCAUUUUGGGCAGAUUCUAAAGGGUAACAUCACAGAUUUCGGUCAACUUUUUGGAAAGACCAUUUUUCAUGGAUUUUGAAGGCCACGGGUCAUAGUUUCGGCCUUAGGUUACUCUCCACCAACGUUGAAGUCUACUAAUCGCCGAUUUGAGCGGAAUUUUGUCGAAUAAUUCAUGAGCGAUUUUUUGGAUGGCCAUUUUUCAUGGAUUUUGAAGGCCACGGAUCACAAAUUCGGCAUAAGGGUACUCUCCACCAACGAUGAAGUCUACUAAUCGCCGAUUUCGGCGAAAUUAGGUCGAAUUUUUACAGUGGACGUUUUCUUAAUUUUUGUGUGAUUUUUUCAAAAUGCCAUUUUUUGGCUAUUCCUUAGCGAUGAUUAAGUCUAUUAAAUAUUGAUUCGAACGAAAUAUUUCAGGAACCAUUAUUGGCAGAUUCCAAAGGGUGUCACCGAUUUUGUUCGAUUUUAUGGAAAAGCCAUUUUUCUUAGAUUUUGAAGGCCACGAGUAAGUGAUUCGGUCUUUGGGUACUCUCCACCAACGAUGAAGUCGACUAAAGGCCGAUUUGGGGAAAAAAUUAGUCGAAUUUUAACGGAGGUCAUUUUCGUAAUUUUUUGGCAAUUUUUUUGAAAUUAUAUUUUCCUUAGAGUUUGAAGGAUUCAAAUCACGAAUUCAGCUUGAGGCUAUUCUUUAGCGAUGAUUAAAUCUAUUAAACAUCGAUUCGGGCGGAAUAUUUCCGAGGCCAUUUUUGACAGAUUCUAAAGAGGUACCAUCACAGAUAUCGUGAGAUUUAUUGGAAAGACCAUUUUCCCUGGAUUUUCAAGGUCACGGGUCACAGAUUCGGCCUUAGGGUACUCUCCACCAACGAUGAAUUCUACUAAUCGACGAUUUGGGCGGAAUUUUGGUCAAAAUUUUAUCGAGGGCAUUUUCGUAAUUGUUGGGAAAUUUUCCGGAAGGCCAUUUUUAUUAGAUUUGGAAGGCUUCAGAUCUCGGAUUCCGUCUGAGGCUAUUCUUUAGCGAUGAUUAAGUCUAUUAAACAACGAUUCAGGCAGAAUAUUUUCCUGACCAUUUUUAGUAGAUUCCAAAGGGGUACUACCAUCACAUAUUUUUGCCGAUUUUUUGAAAGUCAAUUUUCCUUGGAUUUUGAAUGCCACGAGUCACAGAUUCGACCUUACGGUACUCUCCAUCAACGUUGUAGUCUACUAAUGACCGUUUGGGCAUAAUUUUGGUCGAUAUAAAUCCGCGGCCAUUUUUUGCAGAUUUCAAAUCGGUACCAGCACAAAUUUCAUGAGAUUUUUUGGAAAGGCCAUUUUCCUUAUUUCUUGAAGCUUGCGGGUCACAGAUUCGGCCUUAGGGUACUCUUUGAAGGCUUCAAAUCACGGAUUCAGCCUGAGGCUAUUCUUUAGCAAUGAUUAAGUCUAUUAAACACCGAUUCGGGGUGGAAUAUUUCCAGGGCCAUUUUGGCAGAUUCCAAAGGGGUACUAUCACAAAUUUCUGGCAAUUUUUUGGAAAGGUCAUUUUUCAUUGAUUUUGAAGGCCACGGGUCACAGAUUCGUCUUUAGGGUACUCUCCACCAAUGAUGAAGUCUACUAAUCGCCCAUUUGGGCGGAAUUUUAUUCGAAAUUUUACGGACAUCAUAUUCGUAAUUUUUGGGCGAUUUUUUCGAAAUAUCAUUUUCCAUAGAUGUUGAAGGCUUCAGAUCACGGAUUUAGUCUUAAGCCAUUCUUGAGCAAUGAUUAAAUCUAUUAAACACCAAUCCUGCAGAAAUAUUUAUGGGGCCAUUUUUGUCAGAUUCCAAAGGUGUAUAAACACAUAUUUCAGAUGAUUUUUUGGAAAUGCCAUUUUCCUUAGAUUUUGAAGGACACGGGUCACAGAUUCGGCCUUAGGGUACUCUCCACCAACGAUGAAGUCUACUAAUCGCCGAUUUGGGCGAAAUUUUGGUCAGAUAUUUCCCGAGUGCAUUUUCGUAAUUUGUGGGCGAUUUUUCCAAAAAGCCAUAUUCCUUAGAUUUUGAAGGCUUCCGAUCAGGAAUUCAGCCUAAGGCUAUUCUUUAGCGUUGAUUAAGUCUAUUAAACACCGAUUCGGGCGGAAUAUUUUCGAGGCCAUUUUUUCCUUAUUCCAAAGGGGUACCACCAUAGAUUUCGGCUGAUUUUUUGGAAAUGUCAUUUUCCAUGAAUUUUGAAGGCUAAGGGUCACAAAUUCGGCCUUAGGGUACUCUUCACCAACGAUGAAGUCUACUAAUCGCCGAUUUGGGUAGAAUUUUUGUCAAAUUUUUCCAGAUGGCAUUUUCUUUAAUUUUUGGGCGAUUUUUUCGAAAUGCUAUUUUCCUUAUAUUUUGAAGGCUUCAGAUCACAGAUUAAUCCUGGGAUAUUCUUUAGCGAUGAUUAAGUCCAUUAAACACUGAUUAGGCGGGAUAUUUCUGGGGCAAUUUUGGCAGAUUCUAAACGGCUACCAUCACAGAUUUCAGCCAAUCUUUUGGAAGGCUAUUUUCCUUGGAUUUUGAAGGCCACAGGUCACAGAUUCGUCCUUAGGUUACUCUCCAUCAACGAUGAAGUCUACUAAUCGACGAUUGUGGCUGAAUUUUGGUCAAAUUUUUCCAGAGGGCAUUUUUAUAAUUUUUGGCGAUUUUUGCGAAAGGCCAUUUUCCUUAACUUUUGAAAGCUUCAGAUCACGAAUUCAGCCUGAGGCUAUUCUUUAGAGAUGAUUAAGUCUAUUAAACACCUAUUCGGGCGUAAUAAAUCCGAGGCUAUUUUUUGCAUAUUCCAAAGGGGUACAUCACAAUUUUUGGUAAUUUUUUUUGGAAAAACCAUUUUCCUUAGAUUUUGAAGCCCUUCAGGUCACAGAUUCGGCCUUAGGGUGCUCUCCACCAACGAUGAAAUCUUUUAAUCUUCGAUUUGGGCGGAAUUUUGGUCGAAUUUUUCUGGAGGGCAUUUUCGUUAUUUUUCGGCAAUUUUUUCGAAAGGAUAGUUUCCUUAGAUUUUGAAGGCUUCAGAUCACGGAUUCAGCCUGAGGCUAUUCUUUAGAGAUGAUUAAGUCUAUUAAACACCGAUUUGGGCAGAAUAUUUUCGGGGCCAUUUUUGGCAGAUUCCAAAGGGGUACCAUCACAAAUUUUUUUGCACACUUUUUUGGAAUGCCAUUUUCCUUAGAUUUUGAAGGCUAAGGGCCACAUAUACUCCCUUAGGGUACUCUCCACCAACGAUAAAGUCUACUAAUCGCCGAUUUGGGCGAAAUUUUGUUCGAAAUUUUCCGGAGUUCAUUUUCGUAAUUUUUGGCGGAUUUUUUCGAAAUGUCAUUUUCCAUAGAUUUUGAAGGCUUCAGAUCACGGAUUCAGUCUGAGGCUAUUCUUGAGAGAUGAUUAAAUCUAUUAAACACCGAUUCGAGCGGAAUAUUUCUUGGGCCAUUUUUUGCAGUUUCCAAAUGGGUACCAAUACAGAUUUCGGGCGAUUUUUUGGAAAGACCAUUUUCCUUAGAUUUUGAGGGACACGGGUCACAGAUUCGGCCUUAGGGUACUCUCCAAUUUGGGUUUUGGUUGAAUUUUUCCCGAGGGCAUUUUCCUAAUUUUUGGGUGAUGUUUUGAAAGGCUAUUUUUAUUAGAUUUUGAAAGCUUCAGAUCAUGAAUUCAGCCUGAGGCUAUUCUUUAGCAAUGAUUAAGUCUAUUAAACACUGAUUCGGGAGGAAUAUUUCCGGGGUCAUGUUUGGCAUGUUCCAAAAGGAUACCAUCACAGAUUUCGGGAGAGUUUUUGUAAAGACCAUUUUCCAUGAAUUUUGAAGGUCACGGGUCAAAGAUUCGGCUUUAGGGUACUCUCCACCAACGAUGAAGUCUACUAAUUGACGAUUUUGGGGAGCAAUUUUGGUCGAAAUUUUACGAAGGGCAUUUUUCGUAAUUUUCGGGCAAUUUUUUUGAAAGACCAUUUUCCUUAGAUUUUCACGGCUUCAGAUGAUGGAUUCAGCAUAAGGCUAUUCUUUAGCGAUUAUUAAUUCUAUUAAACACUGAUUCGGGCA